Messenger RNA from Lodderomyces beijingensis, 828 nucleotides. The record is from the annotation of a GenBank genome assembly. NCBI's taxonomy places the organism in Eukaryota, Fungi, Ascomycota, Pichiomycetes, Serinales, Debaryomycetaceae.
AUGGUCAACGAGCAAGCGUACUACGCUGGUGGGUUCAAGAAAUCCGUGUCUGACACCCACACGUGGAGAAACGUGGACAACUCAGCAAAAUUCGUGACAAACGUGUUGCAACCCAGUUUCCAAGUAUUGGACGUUGGCUGUGGUCCAGGCACGAUAACAAUUGACUUUGCGCAAAACUAUUUAAACGAGCAAGGGUUCAUCACCGGUGUCGAGCCAACACGCGAAUUGAUUGAGAUUGCCAAGAGCAACAAGGACGAGAUUGCGCCCAAGUGCACCAAUAUAAAAUUUGAAAUUGCUUCGAUUUACGAAUUGCCCUACGACGACGACACUUUUGACCUUGUCCAUGCACAUCAAGUUGUGGUCCACUUGCAGGAUCCAGUUGCAGCGCUCGCUGAGUUGAAAAGGGUCACUAAACCCGGAGGAUACGUGUGCGUCAAGGAUGCCGAUCUUGAAACCAUCAUCGUGACUCCAAGCAAAUACGAGGUUUUAAGACAGUACUCGCUUAUGACGGCGCAAAAUGCCGUCUCCACCGAUACCAAAGGUGGCCGCACGCUUCGAGAAAAAGCCAUCAAGGCCGGCUAUGAGCCGCUGGAUAUUGCUACUUCAAGAUCGCAUUGGUUGCUAUGCGAUGAUUUCGAUGCGAAACGGCAAUGGGUCGAUUUGAUGACCAAGAGACAAAGGUGCUCCGGAGAGAAAAUCUAUGCUGACGACGAGGCCAAGAAUGAAGCCGCGAAGCUGGAUCUGAUUGCCAAAUGGCAAGAAUGGGGCAAUGACCCGACGUCGAUAUUUGAUGUUUCCAGCUUUGAGAUUACUUAUAGAAAGCCAUGA